CUACAUAAUGGGCAAACAGUUGAGAUUUCUAUCCUAAAAUCCACUAAUCUCUCUCUCCCACUACAACCACCACGGACCUCUUCCAAUUCCGGCAGACACGGCGGCGCCACCAUGGAAAAGCUCAUCUACAACCCCAACCACCACCUUCACCUAAAGCCACGCCCAUUUCUCCCCCAACUCGCCCGCUUCCAACCCACUAAACUCGUCAAUUUCCCCCACUACACCCUCCGAGUCAAUUGCAAACAUGAACAACACCCAUCAUUUGGUUCUUCUCCACCGGUUGUUAAAAGUCCCCGAACUGAUUUGGCUUUUGAGGAAAAUAAGGGUUCUGAUGGGCCCAAACCCCAGUUUUUUCAGAUAUUCUCGCAGGCAUUUUCUAAUCAGCAGAAGGCAGCUGCUGCUGGAACAGUAAUUCUACUAUCAGCCCUGCUUGUUUUCAUCGUCCAGCCUGUUUUCGUCUCACCAGCAUUAGCCGCAUUUCAAACCGCAACCAAAACAGGCCCGGGCCCACUUGUCCGAAGCGAGCUACUAAGUAGCGCAUGGACUGGUUUCUUCGCGGGUUGCUUGCACACAUUAUCUGGACCCGACCACCUUGCCGCCUUGGCCCCACUCUCAAUCGGGCGGUCACGAGUCGAAAGUGCUCUCGUGGGAGCCCUGUGGGGGUGCGGGCACGAUGCCGGGCAGGUAAUUUUCGGUUUACUUUUCUUACUCUUAAAAGACCGACUCCACAUCGAGAUCAUAAGAACAUGGGGAACCCGAGUUGUGGGUAUAACCCUUCUCGUAAUUGGAGCUAUGGGAAUCCGUGAAGCCUCAGAAGUCCCGGCCCCUUGUGUUGCGUUAGAGAACGGGGAGUGUGAUGUCAGUGUUUACGAGGCUUCGUUAACCGACCCGGCUGUAACCAAGAAGAAAAAAAUCGGGUUUGCAACUUUCGCAACGGGUAUAAUCCAUGGGUUACAACCGGAUGCACUUAUGAUGGUUUUACCUGCACUUGCACUCCCGUCACGUGUGGCAGGUGCAGCCUUUUUAGGUAUGUUUUUGGUGGGGACCGUUAUCGCUAUGGGGAGUUAUACGGUUUUUAUCGGGUCGUGCAGCCAGGCAUUGAAAGAUCGGAUCCCGAGAAUCACGGAGAAGCUUACUUGGAUAUCGUCGAUGGUGGCAAUCGCACUAGGACUCGGGAUUAUAAUUAGUCAGUUUUUCGGGUUUAGUUUGUAUUAAUUUUGAGAUUCUUUUUGAAAUUAGGGGUAUUAUUAUACACCUAUUAUCAGCAGCAGAAAGAUGUUAUUGGAGUGUAUUAUUAUUUGAUAUAUUGCAAUAGUACCUCGUGCAUUAAUGAUUGUACUUUGAUCUUAUCUGUUUGUACAUUAAUAAUGAUUGUACUGUUUUUAGUUGUA
Molecule: messenger RNA, 1391 nt
Organism: Helianthus annuus (common sunflower)
Lineage: Eukaryota; Viridiplantae; Streptophyta; Magnoliopsida; Asterales; Asteraceae
Exons: 2
Coding region: 112-1215 (367 amino acids)
Source: RefSeq, a predicted model, not a curated record